Penicillium subrubescens is the source of this 1137-nucleotide messenger RNA. RefSeq names its product putative G-patch domain protein. The transcript has 2 exons. Gene Ontology annotation, molecular function: nucleic acid binding. Gene Ontology annotation, cellular component: kinetochore. Lineage: Eukaryota; Fungi; Ascomycota; Eurotiomycetes; Eurotiales; Aspergillaceae. Bases 1 to 1137 code for a protein of 378 amino acids. The record is from RefSeq and is a predicted model, not a curated record.
AUGUCCAACGAGGAAGACGACUACAUGUCCAUGGUGAUCGAAGAGCCCACCCAAAAAGAGACCUUCACCCAACGUAAACGUCGUGAACAACGAGAGGCCGAAGCCCGCGGACGAGUCCCCUCCAAAGCAGAACGCGCCGCACAAGAAGCAGCCCGCCGCGAUGAAGCCCUCGCAAAAAGCACCCUCGACCCAUCAAACAAGGGUUUCCAGAUGAUGGCCAAACUAGGAUUCAAGCCUGGUGAGUCACUUGGUAAACGCGAUCCUCCCGGUCCAUCGAGUGCGACUUCGACGAAAGAGAAUGGGUCGGACGCGGCGCAUCGGCCAGCUCCCGCCAGAUCCGAGCCAUUGAAUCUCAUUUUCAAGGAAGGUCGGGGUGGAAUUGGUCUAGAUAGUGAGAAGAAACGGAAGAUCCGGGAGGAGGCGGCCGAGGCGACUAAGAGGGUUAAACAGGAUGAGGGUGAUUAUCGGGAUCGGGUGCGCGAGGAGCGGGAGACAAGACGCGCUGAGGCGCAUGUUCGUGCUGCGCAGAAAGUUGCGGAGAGGUUGGAUGCUGAGGUGGAAAAUGCUGAGGCUGAGGCUCAGACUGAUGCUGAGGCUCAUGGGGAGGGCGAAUCUCGCGCGAACGAUACAUCAAAAGCCCCAUCCAAGGCUGGCGAUGUGAUCGACAGCGACGAAGCCGACACACCCAACCACACUGAUGAAUCACGCAAGACCAGCCCUCCAAAAAAGAAACACUACAAACCAACCGCCAAACUCAACAUCCUCUACCGUGGUCUUGUCCGCGAGCGCGAAGAACGCGAACGAUCCAUCCAAGCCCGUCACGCCCUCCAAACCUCCCUCCCAUCCUCGUUCUUUCCCGGGGCCAAAUUACCGGGCUACACGGACGUGACUCUAGAUGGUGAUGACCAACAAGCGCUCGGGACGAGAGAGGCUUACACAGCCAUUGUGGAGCAAGAACUCGAAGAAGAAGAUCCCGAGUUAGAUGCGUUUAAUGCCCUGGAACCGGCGGAGCGAUUGCGGAUGUUGGUGGCAUAUCUACGGGACAAAUACAGGUAUUGUUUCUGGUGUAAGUAUCGCUAUGAAACGGAUGAUGAGUUGGAGGGGUGUCCUGGGUUGACGGAGGAAGAUCAUGAUUGA